Knipowitschia caucasica is the source of this 480-nucleotide messenger RNA. The record is from the annotation of a GenBank genome assembly. Lineage: Eukaryota; Metazoa; Chordata; Actinopteri; Gobiiformes; Gobiidae.
AUGUUAAGCUGCACUGAAGGAGAACAACAAUGGCAUAAGCCUAGAGUUAUGGGGAUUAAGCCUGGGCCUGUUGAGAAGAUGGCUGUGCUCUCAGCCAAACCCAAAACAAAGACCACAGAGGGAGUGCGGAGCAAAUUGUACAGAGGCCUUCAUGGGGAACUUCCUGACCUUUCGGUUCUUCGGGUAUCUGAAGUUUACCAUACUUUCCCUGAAGCUGACCGACCUAUGAUCUGCAGCAUGGGAAUAACAGACGACGUCCCACUUGUGGAGUCACUGUUUGGCAAAGUGCAGAAAGGAAGUCCACUUUCUUAUCAGCACCCAGCCAAAGAGAAAGCUCAGACUCUCCAUCAUGCUCCACCUUCUCCACCAUUACCACUGCAAGAUUACAGACUGAAGCCAUCAGAGUGCACAUUUGUCUGUUCCAGGAAACAACAGCUGCACAUGAGAAGUCUGGAGGUUAGCCCUAGAGAUGUCUCAUAA